CCUUAAAAUAUUUUUCUUAAAGGACAAUGGCUGUCCCAGGGAGGAAAGUCAGUGAUGACAAUCUUACAGUUUUCUGCCAGCCCUGUGACAGAGAUGGGGAAAGAUUGGCUGCACAUGGCUACUGCAAGAAUUGUUGUGAACAUUUAUGUGAAUCCUGCCACAAACAUCACAAGAGACAUACUCUUUCCCGAGAUCACAUUUUAGUAGACAAAACCAACAUGCCACAGACAAUACAACCGCCUUCAAAUUUUCAUUAUCAACAGCAUGAUGACUUUACAAAACCGUGUCAUAAGCACAAACGGGAAGCCAUAAAGUUUUACUGUCAAGACCAUAAUGAACUACUCUGCAGUGUUUGUGUUACUCUUGGCCACCAAUCUACUUCUUGCAAAGUGGGCUAUAUACCCGAUAUCUCUGAAAAUGUCAUUGACGGCAAAGAGUACUUAGAAAUGUUGAAAACAAUGGAUUCAAUGUCUGAGCAAUUCCGUAAAAUACAAGACCGUAUAUACAGAUUAACCGUUAAAGCAAACAAGACAUUGGCAAAUGUAUUAGAAGACAUAGAGUUGUUCCGGAAAGGAAUCAAUCAGAAAUUAGAUGAACUUGAAAAACAAGCUGUAGUUGAAGUAAAUGUCUUUCAAGAUGAAAAUAUAAAGAUGCUUAAAGAAGUUGAGAAAGCAUGUAACGACAGAACAAGAGAUUUGUGGACAUCCUGUGAUUCAAUGAAGCGACUUAACUGUUCGAAACAAGCAGAAAAGCUCUUUAUGGAAGUAAAAAGUGCUGAGAGAAUGAUAGAAGACUGUGAAAAAAGGCUAGUAGAGUUAGCCAAAUUUAAAGUACAUGGUUACAGCUUUACACCUAAUGAAACAAUAACAUCAAAAAAUUCUUUGGGUAUAUUAGUACACAAAACAAUGCGUGAUGAAAGUACAACUAAAGAGUCUAUGAUAUUUGAAAGGGAACUAUCUUACCAUGAUUAUAUAUGUGUGGAGACAGCAAAAGAUAAACCAAUGUGCUGGAUAACUGGAAUGACUCUUCUUACUCCUAAUAUUCUUGUUAUCACCGAUAAUCAUAACAUGGCUGUAAAGUUGGCUGAUACAUGUAGUAAAUCUGUGACUGAUCGACUACAGCUAGAUUCUGAGCCUUAUGAUAUCACCUCGGUGACUGGUACUGAACUGGCUGUCACACUUCCUUACAGUGACACAAUUCAGUUUAUAGCGAUCUCUUCGAACAAACUAAAACAACAGCACACUAUAAAGGUUGAUGGAAACUGUUGGGGUAUAAGCUGUUACCAAGAUAAACUUGUUGUAUCAUUUUGUGACCCUGCAAAACUCCAGAUCCUGGACAUGGAUGGUAUUGUUUUGAAAACAUUUCAAGAUAAAAAUAUUUUCAAAAAUCCGUUGUUUGUCGAGGCUGUCAGUAGUUCAAUCUAUAUUUCUGACAAUGUAAUGAAUAGACUGACCAGGAUUAACUGGUAUGGGCAGGUGAUUGGUAGCUACUGUGAUAUGGAUGAACCUAGAGGAAUAACACUGUCAGAUGAUGACACUGUCUUUGUGUGUUAUAAAGAAAGACGUGUUUUAAAAGAAAUAUCAAGAGACUUGUUUGCAGGAAAUGUGUUGAAGGUUAUAAAAUGGCCACAAGCUGUUUGUUGGUGUAGUGAAACAAAGAAGCUGUACCUCAGCAGCGAUAAUGCAAAUUACGAUUACGACGACUACGAUAACUUUCUGCACAUCUAUGAUGAAAUGUCUUAGACACUAAUACAUGCAUUUGCAAGAAUCACACAUCACAUGUGCUGAAGUUUUAAAACCAUUAGCAAGAUAGUUAAAUGGGAGGCAAUUAAAUAAAAUUGCCAGUUGACAAAAUCGUUAGUAAAACGCGUUUAUUAUAGCCGUUUCUAGACUUCAACAUAUAAAAUUUACAAGAUUCGACUAUACUCGUAGACUGCCUGUCAUAAGCCAAUCAAAACGGAUAAAUAAAUUCCACGUGAUUACAAAAUAAACACCAAAUACCUUAAAAAGGGGCGCCUACGGGGGACGACAACUGCCAAUUUUUUGUCUGGUUACCUGUAUUUAUAAUUGAAAUACUAUCUUCAUGAACGAAGCUCAAAACCAGUGGGUAGAUCUAACAGGGUCAAGUAUAUUAGGAAUAGUUCUCUUUCCAUUCUCGAAACAUUAGCUCUGUUGUUCAGGAAGAAGCCUUUGUCACCAAAUAAAUAUUUUCGAAUAUCUGGCUGAACGGCGAUUCCUCGCGUUUUUGGAAAUGCUUAAACUUCUUCUAUACAAAUUCUCCUGCGAUAGAAACCUAUAAAAGUAAAAAGACACUUGAAUCAACAUGGUCACGUCUCUUUAUAGUCCAUAUUCAUUUACAUUCAACCGCACAAAUUUAACAAAUUUUUCAAUUUUCAGUCUAUAGAACAGCUUUACAUAAAAGUUAAAAAUGAUCGAUAUCUAUUUAACUAUUUAACAAUGCAAAUUUUUAAAGUUUAAGCCCAUGAGAUCGUAUAUGAUUAACUUUUGAUUAAUUUGAACUGAAUAUGACAAAAAAGUAUUUAAAUUUGUUGAAUACUUGUAACUUCGAAAACAGAUGAGAAAAACAACAUCUCAGUGUACGUUUGAAAGGAUUCUACUGUGUUUGUUAAAUGUUUGUUUUAAUCAUUUGUUGUCUUCUUUUAAACUUUAUGUCCUGGAAACUAGUCAUUUUGCUUUUUUUCAUGAAUCAGAAUUAGAGACGAUAAGAUAUAAAGUUAAAAAAGAAAACAAUUUAAAAAAAAUCUUAUAGCGUAACUUACAGUGUAACUUCUGAAAACCAACACCUAUGGGACUAGUAAAAAAGUUCGGAAUUUGGAAGUUUCCCGAAUUCAGAAAUUCGGAAUUGUCUGAACAAGUAGAAACACUAAACAUCAAUUGUUUAAGAAGACCACAGACACUUGGGGUGUGGAGCUCAAAAAACCUUUAAAAUCUAAAUAAAAUGCAUAUUUGUCAACCCCAGCACAUGUACUGAUCAUAUAUAUAUUGACAAAUAUGCAUUUUAUUUGGAUUUUAAAGGUUUUUUGAGCUCCACACCCCAAGUGUCGGUGAAGAAGACAUGAUGAAAAAUGUAUGAAGCUGAUUAUAUUCAUAUAUGGCAAAAUUACAGGACUUUUAAAAAAGUUUAUAGCUAUAUUAAAUAUCUUUGUCAUCUAUAACUGAAUUUGUUAAUACAAUAGCAUAAUGUUAAUUAUCGAAAUUUAUUCUGUUGUAUAAUUCAUGUAGUACCAGCUAUUAACCUUUAAUCUUUGUUUUUCGGGAUACGGACAAAAGCCC
Ruditapes philippinarum (Manila clam) is the source of this 3293-nucleotide messenger RNA. RefSeq lists its product as uncharacterized. Gene Ontology annotation, molecular function: zinc ion binding. Lineage: Eukaryota; Metazoa; Mollusca; Bivalvia; Venerida; Veneridae. The record is from RefSeq and is a predicted model, not a curated record. The coding region runs from base 27 to 1742 and encodes 571 amino acids. The transcript has a single exon.